Molecule: messenger RNA, 990 nt
Organism: Mycosarcoma maydis (corn smut)
Lineage: Eukaryota; Fungi; Basidiomycota; Ustilaginomycetes; Ustilaginales
Exons: 1
Coding region: 1-990 (329 amino acids)
Biological process (GO): cellular response to oxidative stress
Cellular component (GO): cytoplasm
Molecular function (GO): quinone reductase (NADPH) activity; zinc ion binding
Source: RefSeq, a predicted model, not a curated record
AUGUCUACGAUCCAAGCGCUACAGAUCCAAUCGCAGGGUGGACCAGAGGUCGUGCAGGUGCGUUGCAUACCUGCGCCCACGCUGUCCGGCUCGGGCCAAGUAAUCGUGCGCAACGAAUACGCUGGAGUCAACAUGAUCGACACCUACCAUUUCGGUGGGCUGUAUCCGUUGAAAUGUCCGAUUGUGAUCGGCCAAGAAUCGGCGGGAGUGGUGGAAGCGGUUGAUGCAGAUGUGACGAGCGUAGCUGUGGGAGACAGGGUUGUACAGUACGGUGGAGGGUCGUACACUGAAAAGCAGCUGUUGAACGCUGAGCGCGUGAUCAAGCUUCCCGAAUCGAUCUCGACCAAGACGGCGGCAGCUGCGUAUUUGCAGGGACUUACCGCUCUGACGUUGCUCAAGGAAGCGCAUCCGGUCAAACAGGGCGAUUGGAUACUCGUCACCGCUGCAGCUGGCGGCGUCGGCCUGCUGCUCUGUCAGAUGGGCAAAGCGUUUGGAGCCAACGUGAUCGCUGUUACCUCAACUGAAGAAAAAUGUCAGCUCGCAAAACAGCACGGCGCCAUCCACGCUCUGCGCUACAACAAGCAAGACCCAGCGCAGUACAUCGCCGCGAUCAAACACAUCACCCAAGACCACGGCGUCGACGCCAUCCUCGACGGCGUAGGAGCCGACACGUGGGAAAGCAACUUUGAAAUCGCCGCGCGAAAAGCAACCAUCGUCACGUUCGGUAACGCUUCCGGUCCGGUCCCCGCGUUCGCCCCGCUCAAACUCGCCUCCAAGAACCUCAAAGUGGUCCGCCCAACGCUGUUCAACUACGUCACCACCAGGGAAGAGAGAGAACGGUAUUCACAAGAGCUCUUCGACCUUAUCCAGCAGGGAAACGUCAAGAUCAACGUUCACGAAGAGUAUCCCUUCACCACCGAGGAUAUGAGGAGAGCAUUUGCGGACAUCAAAAGCAGGAAGACAACGGGCAAGCUAGUUGUCAAAAUGUGA